CCCCCCGCCCGCUGCCGCGAAGCCCGGCGGAGGCGGAUGCAAUUCCCCGGCUGCCCCUUGCUCCUCGGCGGGGCGGCGGGGCCCGGCCCGCAGCGCGCAGGCACCGACAGCGGCCCCGGCCCCGGUACCGGCCCCGGCCCCGGCGCGGCGGCGGGCGGCAGCGCGGCCCCGCUCCGCUCCGCGCUCUCCCCGCCGCGGCCCGGCCCCAGCCGCCGGGGCCCGGCCCAGCACCGCGGGGCCAUGGCCGAGUGGGCGCCCGCCCAGGUGCAGGAAUGGAAUGUGGAGGCUCCCCAUCUGAUGCCACUGCAACCCCCACUGCUGCCGGAGCGGGCGCAUGUGCGGGAGGCACAGCUCCACUCCGCUGAGGCCUCGCUCUGGACCGUGGUGGCCACGGUGCAGGCGAUGGAAAGGAAGAUCGACCUCCUCGCCACCCGCCUGCUCAGCCUGGAGGGUCGGUCCGGCACAGCUGAGAAGAAGCUCCUGGACUGCGAGAAGACGGCCAUGGAGUUCGGGAACCAGCUGGAGAGCAAGUGGGCCGUGCUGGGCACCCUCAUCCAGGAGUACGGGCUGCUCCAGCGGCGCUUGGAGAAUGUGGAGAACCUCCUGAAGAACAGGAACUUCUGGGUGCUGCGGCUGCCCCCCGGCCCCCGGGGUGAGGUGCCCAAGGUGCCGGUGACAUUUGUUGACAUUGCUGUCUACUUCUCGGCGGAGGAGUGGAAGAAUUUGGAGGAGUGGCAGAAGGAGCUGUACAAUAACCUGGUGAAGGAGAACUACGAGUCUCUGCUCUCCCUGGAUGGUGCCCUCUCCAGAAGUGAGGCGCAGCCCCGCAGUGAGCGUGGGGAGGGACCCUGCGUCCCUGAGCAGAGGGAGCUGGAGCAGCGGGAGCUGCCGCCGGACACCUGCACAGAGUCGAUGAUCUCCACCUCCGACAUCCUGUCGCGCAUCAAGCAGGAGGUGGCUUUCGUGGGGGAGCAGCAGUUCACAGAGGAGCGGGGGAUGCCGCCAGACCCCUGUGCAGGCGCAGACGCCCUGAUCACGGCACACGACUUCUUGUCAUGGAUCAAGCAGGAGGAAGAGCCCUGCGUCCGCGAGCCCUGGGAGCUGCCAGAGAGGGAGAUGCUGACAGGUCCGGGUCCUGCCAGUGAGGGGCUGCUGGUGAAGACGGAGGAGCGGUGCCCCCACACCGAGCCCCCCGAGGAGGUGGGCUUGCCAGGCAGCUCCGGGGAGCUGCUUUUCCCCGGUGCCAGCUUCGGGAACCCUGAAGGACAAGCAGCAGUGACAACGGCGGCAGUGGUGGCUCUGCCGGCACAGCACAGACUGGGCAAAGCUCCAGGCUCAGAGCCGGGGCCAGGGGCCGAAACGGUGGGGGUCCCCACCGCGACGCCAGGAGCCAUUGAGGAGCGGCCGCAUGGCUGUGCCGAGUGCGGGAAGAGCUUCAGCGGGAAGAAGAGCCUGCGGAUUCACCAGCGGAGCCACGCGGCCGAGCGCCCGUACCCCUGCGCCGAGUGCGGCAAGAGCUUCAACUGCCACUCGGGGCUGGUGCGGCACCAGAUGAUCCACCGUGGUGAGCGGCCCUACAAGUGCACCGAGUGCGGCAAGUGCUACAGCCGCAAGGAGCACCUGCAGAACCACCAGCGGCUGCACACGGGUGAGCGGCCCUUCGCCUGCGCCGCGUGCGGCAAGAGCUUCAUCCGCAAGCAGAACCUGCUCAAGCACCAGCGCAUCCACACCGGCGAGCGGCCGUACCAGUGCCCGGCCUGUGGCCGCAGCUUCCGCUACAAGGAGUCCCUCAAGGACCACCAGCGGGUCCACGGGGCUGAGGCAGGCCCCCCCCCGCUGCCGCCUCCUGGCAUCAUGCCCCCCGGGGACGUAGCGCAGCUCGUCGCGGAUGUCCGUCAGGACGCCCAGCAGGCGGAACUGGAGCUCGCGGUCGCGGGCCCUCUCCUCACGCUGGGUGGCCCGCUCCUCCUGCCACAUGGCCAGCUCCUGAUGACCAACGUCUCAGUCUCGUCAUUGGAGAAGUUGGCCUUCCUCUUCCGGCCAGAUGCUGGCAUCGCCUGCGAGGCUGCGGCAGAGGUGGAAGGGGCACAAUUGAACCUCGGUCCCCACUCCUCUCUGUCAGCUCCUGGGGGGAACAUGGGGCUGCGGGAGCCCGAGGGAGCCGCAGAGGAGGGAGCCGAAGCAAGAGCCCCCGAGGCAUCCAUGGCAGGGGAGGCUUGGGCCGGGGAGGAUCUAAAGAGCCGCUUCGGCACACCACGCGGCACGGGGGCACCUCAUCCCCUCGCCCCAGCUCGAGAGCACCUGGGAGGGGAGAAAAGGAAAGGGCAGCGGUGGGUGGCGGCAGCACGGGGUGAUGGCAAGGGCCCCUGGUCCUCUCCAACCACAGGCACCCAGGGGCCCCCAGCCAGCUACCACCAGGGCCACGGAGAGGGUCAGGGUCAUGGUGCGCACAUUGGGACCACGACAGAGGCCACAGUGAGGGCCACGGCACACACCACAGGGCCAUGGGGCAUCCCUAAGGAGGGCUCGCCUGGUGCCAGCCGACACCAUGUGCACCACGUCCUCCAGCUCAUAGAAGGCCUGGAAGAGGUCCGGCGAGGUGGCCUGGCACUCCAGGUACCGCCGCAGUGUGGCCAGGCUCCCCCAGACCUCCUGCUCCGAGGGACAGGGCUGCACCACUGCCAGCUCUCCUGCGUCCUCGCCCUCCGCUGUCCCCUCAUCCCUGUCUACCUCUGCCAGUUCCCCAUCACACUCCAGCUCCUCGUGCAGCAGCGCGCGGCGCUCCAGCUGCUCCUGGCUGAGUGGGCUGGGUGCCGGGGCCAGGGCCAGAGCCUCAGCACCAGCAUCGGGGCUGAAGCCAGCAGCACGGAAGCAGCCAGCGAUGAGCUCUGGGUGCACGUCGCCCCAGGCUUGUGCCAGCAUGUGCAGGACAUCCAGGAGGGUUGGCUGCCCCAUGCUGCGCUCCACCAGCUGCCACCGCAGCAACCGGCGCCUGUAGUGGCCCUUGAGGUCGCCGGCAAUGCCGCGGUCCAGCGGCUGGGCCAUAGUGGUGGCCGAUGGGAUGAAGACCAUCCUGACAUUGGAAAGCUGGAGGUAAGGGUGCGCCUCAUGCUUGGUGAGGAGGAGGAGGACACUCUUCCCCUGCCGCUGCAUCCCCUCGUUGAACUCCCGCAGCCACUCAGAGAAGAGGGGGGCAGUCAUGCCGGCCAGGCUGCCAGCGCGGUAGCUCCAGGGCAUCUGUGCCAGGUUGACACCCUGCAGGCAGCGUGGCUGGGGGCUCUCCCCCACUGCCCGCAGCAGGACCUUCUCCGAGCCGUUGGCAUUGGCGCAGAGGAGGAGCGUCAGCUGGUUGCCGGCACUCUCACCCUUGCCAGGAGGGCUGACUGGGAAGAGGACCCCCGUCUCCCCACAGGCAUAGAUCUCGGAGGGCGCGUAGCUGCGGAGGAGGCUGGGCAGCACCACACCGGCCCAGUGCUCAGCCGUGGGCUGCUCUGCGUCCCCCUUCUCCACCGGUGGCUUCUUGAAGGCGAGGUUGUGGCGUGCCCCGAAGCGAGCCAGCCAGCCACCGCUGGGCUCCGGGUCAGGCCGGCCAAGCGCCUCGGCAAGGUGUUUGGCCUUGAGCUGGAGGAGUGGGCGGCUGAUGGGCAGAUCUGGGGCUGUGACACCCCGAAGCGCUUGGCCAGCUCGCUCUGUGACACCUUGGGGCCCUCCAGCAUCUCCAGCACCCGCACCUUCUCUGUCAACGACAGCUCCUUCCGCUCCUUCCGGGGCGCUGCCGUGCCCCCCUCUGCCGUCCCUGGGGAGCGGCCGGCACAGGGGGCUGGCCGGCAGGGGCUGCCCGUGGCCCCCAGCCCCACCGGCUCGGCGAAACGUCUCCCGCAGCGGCUGCAGGCGCCUCACCUGCGGGAGGGAUGGCGGCGGCUGAGCGCUGAGCCGCACCGGGAUGAUGGCGCACGGCCGGCGGCCAGCGACCUCGCGGCGCGGGCAGGGGGCCGGGUCGCCGGCGGGGGAGCCUGCGGGGGCGCCUGCGGAGGGGACCUGGAGUGGGACAUGGAGCCGCAGGAGCUGGCUCUGGAGCAGCCCCUGCCCGCCGCCGAGCAGGGCCCCGCCGCGGAGAGCGAGCUGCCGGCCGCCGAGAUCUCUCUGACUCUGGUCACCGAGAUCCAGGCCGUGGACAGGAAGGUGGAUGCCCAGGCUGCCCAGCUGAUGAACCUGGAGGGGAGGAUGAGGAUGGCAGAAACCAAGUUGAUCGGCUGUGAGAAGACGGCGGUGGAGUUCGGGAACCAGCUGGAGAGCAAGUGGACUGCGCUGGGUACCCUCAUCCAGGAGUAUGGGCAGCUGCAGAAGAGACUGGAGAACAUGGAAAACCUGCUAAAGAACAGGAACUUCUGGAUCCUGCGGCUGCCCCCGGGGGCGAAGGGAGAGGUCCCCAAGGUCCCUGUGGCAUUCAACGAUGCUUCGUUUAACUUCUCUGAGGAGGAGUGGAAGAGCUUGAACGAGUGGCAGAAGGAGCUUUACAGGCAUAUCAUGAAAGGCAACUACGACGCCGUCAUCUCGAUGGAUGCUGCCAUCUCAAAGCCCGACCUCCUGUCACGGAUUGAGCAAGGAGAGGAUCCCAACGUGGAGGAUCCAGAUGACUCUGAGGGAGGAGAAACCCCUACAGACCCCAGCACUGAGUUUUCCUUUCCUGGUCCGGAUGACAACUCAUGGAGUAAAUAUGAAGAGACUCUGGCUGAAAGCCACGAGGGCUCUGAAGAAGAGGAAAGCAUGGAGGUCCCUAGUACAUAUGAACAGCAGUGUGAUGAGGAAGGUUCCGAAAGCCUUGAGCUUCCUAGCUCGUUGACAGGGAAGUGGGAGGAGGUUUUCUCAAGCCCAGAGGAAGAGCUCAAGCCCAGCAGCAAGAGCCGGAGUGGAUCGACCCCGCAGCAGAGAGCCACAACAGGCAACGGGCUGAGGCGCUCUGCUCGCCGCGGGAGAGACUUGGCCAAGAAGGACGCUCCUGAGGACAUGGCUGCAGUAGAGGGGCCGUACAUCUGCUGUGAGUGUGGGGAGAGCUUCCUGGACAAGGAGCUCUUUGCCACCCAUCAGAAAGCGCAUGCCAGUGAGGAAGCCUGCACUUCCCUGGAGCAUGGAGAAAGCUUCAGGCAGAAAUCCAAAACAGCCACUACGAAAGCCCAAGGGCCCUCCCGCUCCAAGCCGUCCAAGCGCCCUGAUGGGGAGAAGAGCUCUGGGUUCAAGUACGGCUUUGUCAGGCACCAGGUGAACAACAUGGUGGAGAGACCGUACACCUGCUCCCAAUGCAAGGAGAGCUUCAGCCUGGAAGUGAGCCUUAUCUUGCAUCAGAAGCUCCACACAGGGAAGGGUGACGGGCCGUUGACGUGCACCUACUGUGGGAAGGACUUCCGAGACCUCUCCAAAGCCAUCCGCCAUCAGCGCAUCCACACUGGGGAGAGGCCGUACCAGUGCACCGAGUGCGGGAAGAGCUUCAUCCGGCGGGACCACCUGCUCAAGCACUGGCGGGUCCACACCGGAGAGACCCCCUACCAGUGUCCCGUCUGCGGGAAGCACUUCCGCUACAAAGAAUCUCUGAAUUGCCACCAGAAAAUCCACUCCCGCAACCCCCGGCCCAUGGAGGAUACGCAGCACAACCUGGAGUCGACAACUCAAACCAGCCAUUUCUGCGUGAAAAAAGAAACUAAGCAGUACCCCAUGCUACGAGGCCAAGGCUGGAAUGAAGGGAAGAGAGGCAAGGCAGAGACGUGGUCAGGGACACGAUGCAGGAUUUUUCGAAGGCGGAAAAGCAGAGAGGAGAGAGCGGCGAAGAGCAAGGCGCCGGAGCCAGUGCUGCCGCCGCGCUGCCCCUCACCCCUGCGGCCACUGGCCGGCCCCGAGCGCACCUCGGAGCGGGAGACGCAGACGGCUGAGUUGUCCUUGACGGUGGUGGCGGCCGUGCAGGCGGUGGAGAGGAAGGUGGACUCCCACUCCACCCGCCUGCUGGACCUGGAAGGUCGGACGGGGAUGGCGGAGAAGAAGCUGAUCGAUUGCGAGAAGACGGCAGUGGAGCUGGGGAACCAGCUGGAGAGCAAGUGCGCGGCACUGGGCACCCUCAUCCAGGAGUACGGGCUGCUCCAGCGGCGCCUGGAGAACAUGGAGAACCUCCUCAAGAACAGGAACUUCUGGAUCCUGCGGCUGCCCCCUGGCAGGAAGGGGGAAGUCCCCAAGGUGCCGGUGACGUUUGACGAUGUGUCCGUCUAUUUCAACAACAAGGAAUGGGAGAAGCUGGAGGAGUGGCAGAAGGAGCUGUACAAGAACGUGAUGAAGGGGAACUAUGAGUCACUGAUCUCCCUGGACUAUGCAAUUUCCAAACCUGGUGUUUUGUCUCAGAUUGAGCAAGGAGAGGAAUCGCGGGUCAGGAACGAGCAGGACUUGGAGGAGAGUGAGAUCAUUACCGAUGCCACCGCAGCUGGUAUAAGGGUAGUGAUCAAAACGGAGGAGCUCCUUCCUGAGGACAGCCCUGAGAACCCGGAGCUGCAUGGGAUGUCAGGGCAGUCGGAGGGGAGCUUCCAGAGUCCGGACGAGGAGGCAGCCUGCGAGAGCCCCUAUGGCUCCGUCUCCCCGCCGAGGGACCUCCCAGGGACCAGCCUGGGUGACUCGUCUGAGUAUGUAGCUGACUUCAAUGAGAUCCAGAGAGUCAUCGUUCACCACGGGAGCUGCACAGAGGAUGGGAUCGUGAUCAAGACAGAGGAGGAGGAGGAGGACGACGACCCUGACACCCUGGAGCCGUGCACCAUGUUCUCGGGCAGGACCGAGCCACCAGCGUUUCCCAGCCACGAGGCCGGGCUGGGCUGUGAGGCGCAGUGCAGCUCCAAAACGCAGCCCAGGAGCCUGGCAGCUGCCCGCGUGGGGAAGCCCCCCGCCUGCGAGAGGGACUCCGGGGAGAUGAAGCCGGCCAUCGCCCAGCAGCGGAACCGGACGAGGGAGAGACCCUACAUCUGCCCCGAGUGUGGGAAGAGCUUCAUGCUCAAGAUCAACUUCAUGAUCCACCAGCGCAACCACCUCAAGGAAGGGCCCUAUGAGUGCCACGACUGCGACCUUAGCUUCCGCAACAAGCAGCAGUUCCUGCUGCACCACAUGGCCUCAAGCCCCAGGCGCGGCCCCCCACCUCCAGGGAAGCCCUACAAGUGCUCCGAGUGUGAGAGCAGCUUCAGCCACAAGUCGAGCCUCAGCAAACACCAGAUCACCCACGUCGGGGAGCGGCCCUUCACCUGUGGCGAGUGCCGGAGGAGCUUCCGCUUGCAGAUCAGCCUCAUCAUGCACCAGAGGAUCCACGCUGGCAAGAGCGAGAUGGCCUUCCUCUGCCCCCAGUGUGGGAAGAACUUCACCCGGCCCUCCCACCUCCUGCGGCACCAGCGGACUCACACCGGCGAGCGGCCCUACCAGUGCAGCCAGUGCGAGAAGACCUUCAGCGAGAAGUCCAAGCUCACCAACCAUUACCGCAUCCACACCCGGGAGCGCCCGCACGCCUGCGCCGUCUGUGGGAAGGGUUUCAUCCGCAAGCACCAUCUCCUGGAGCACCAGCGCAUCCACACGGGCGAGCGGCCCUACCACUGCACCGAGUGCGGCAAGAACUUCACCCAGAAGCAUCACCUCCUGGAGCACCAGCGGGCGCACACCGGCGAGCGGCCCUACCCCUGUACCGAGUGCACCAAGUGCUUCCGCUACAAGCAGUCCCUCAAGUACCACCUGAGGACGCACAUGGGAGAGUGAGGGGCUGCGAACGGCUUCCCCUCCCUCCCCUCCCUCCAUCCCUCCUCAUCCUCCUCCACCUCCUUCUCCUCCACUCAUCUCUCCCACCCUCCCUCCAUCUCUCCCCACCCCCCCGGCUCAGGGCAUGGACAUCAAGGAAGCUUUGUGUGGUAGCGCUGCUGGUCUGGUGGAGACAGCUAGGCUGUUUGGAAAUAAAUUAAUUAAUUAAAGCAAGCAACGCGCGGCAAAAUUAAAAGAUUAUAUAUAUAUAAAAUUAACAGAAGCAGCUGAUUUAGGGGGAAUCUUCACCAUCAGAAAAAAAGCAAACAAACCAACAACAAAAGAAACCUGUACAGGGUGUUUUGCCGGAGUAGGACUCUUAACUGCUUUUUAAAUCUACUGUUUGGUUUUUUUAAUAAAUGUGGAGGAACUUGUUAUUUGAUAAGCAAA
Falco peregrinus (peregrine falcon) is the source of this 8196-nucleotide messenger RNA. RefSeq lists its product as uncharacterized. Gene Ontology annotation, biological process: regulation of DNA-templated transcription. The transcript is spliced from 24 exons. Bases 37 to 7767 code for a protein of 2576 amino acids. The record is from RefSeq and is a predicted model, not a curated record. Lineage: Eukaryota; Metazoa; Chordata; Aves; Falconiformes; Falconidae.